Messenger RNA from Ruditapes philippinarum (Manila clam), 1776 nucleotides. RefSeq names its product RNA cytosine-C(5)-methyltransferase NSUN2-like. The record is from RefSeq and is a predicted model, not a curated record. Gene Ontology annotation, biological process: RNA methylation. Gene Ontology annotation, molecular function: methyltransferase activity. The coding region runs from base 1 to 1206 and encodes 401 amino acids. NCBI's taxonomy places the organism in Eukaryota, Metazoa, Mollusca, Bivalvia, Venerida, Veneridae. The transcript is spliced from 11 exons.
AUGUUGAUGUCGAUAUUUUUAGAAGCGGUUGAACUGGUUGAUGUAAAGAACCGUCUACCAGACUUCCAUGUGAGACCUGGAAUGUCCAAGUGGAAGGUAAUGAGCCAAGGACUAGUGUUCUAUGAUACAUUUGAUUCAAGCCCCCUGUGGUUCCAAAAGGAAAACGAAGAUUCACUGUUUGCCCCAACAGAGGAAGAGGCUAGCAUAUUAAAUCUUGAAAGAUGUCUGAGAGUGAUGCCACACGAUAAUGAUACUGGUGGAUUCUUUGUUGCUGUCUUUACUAAGUGGGGACCAUGUCCUUGGCAGAAACAAGAAGAAGAGGCAAUGGAAACUGAAGCUGCUGUAAAACAAGAAGCGAAUGAUGAUGAAAAGAAACCUGAUGCUACAGGUGAUGGAGCAGAAAAGAAAAAGAAGUGCCCAUACACAUUACCAAUCCGUGUAGAUGUGAAUGUUUGUUGUUCAGAAAUUGAAUGGGUUACUGAAGUUACAGAUGAAUCUUUGAAAUCGACCGAAACUUCUGAAACAAGUCAGUUUGAUUUGUCUCCAAUGAAGAUUUCAAAAUCUUGCAUACCAAAUUGGUUACAGAAGAAACUUCAGGAGCAAGCUUGUCGUUAUGAGGAGGUCAAACCCACCGAUUCUGAAUGGGUCACAUACAGAGAUAUGUUUGAUCUGAAGAAAGUUAAUCCACUACCCAACAUGUUGAAGUAUGUGCAGGAUGGCAAAUAUACUCUGUUCUACUUCUAUAACCAAAGUGUCAAAGCUCUCAUUCGAUUCAACUCAGAUGUUGCUAGAAAGAGCAAAGCUCAAUGUGGGGGUAUGUUAAUGAUGAGAUGUGCUGAGGGUGGCAAAACAGAUGUUAAGAGUACGAUGCCAGUGAUUCAGUUCAUGAACAAACGUCUAAUCAGUGUGACGAGGGUCGAUCUCGUACAUAUGCUUGAAAACAAGGAAGUUGUCAUCAAAGACUUGUCUGACAAACUUCAGAAGGAGUUAGAACCUAUUCCAGCGAAUGGCCCAGUGUAUUUCAUCUAUGAACCUAAAGGAAAGAAUGCCGAUCCAAAGUGCGCAAUAGUAAUCUGGCGUGACAAGUUCCCUCUAUUCUUGAAGGAUGAGUUUUACACCAGAUCCGAACGUCAACAUUGUCUCCGUCUGUGUGGAGUUGAUCCUGACAUUGUUGAAGCUGAGGAAGAAGAAGAGGCCAUGGAAUAAGUUUGUUGUCCUCGAGGCUAUUACCUUCAUAAUGUACGGAGUAUAUGGCAAGGUGUAUUCCUCACGUCACAGAUCAAAUCAACAUUCUGCUAAAAACUUAAGAUUCAUGAGACAAGAUUCAAUUUACUUACAUUCUGACUUACUUGUAAAAUUUUGUUACUUGGUGUUUUCAAGUGUGUUUUUUAUUUUCUUUUUAAUAUUAGUGAAGAUAAAAUACAGAUCAUUAAAAUGAUCAAAUAAGUAAGUGAUAAGAUACCAUUCUCGUUAAAGGUGACUUGAGAAAUCAAAUUUCUUGAACUUUGAAUUUUUCACCUUUGUUGAACAAAUACUUGUGUGUAAAAAUGAAAAUUUUAAUACUGAUUUUUGUGUUUCAAUAUUGUUAACAUUCAUUUUAUCAUGAGGAAAUUUAAAGCUAUAGAACAUAAAUUCUUAAAUUUUAUUGUGUUAUUUCUCUUUGAAUUUCAAGAAUCAUUGUAUCAUUACAUUUUUUAUAUCAUCAUCAUUUCUCUGUAAUUUCAUGUAGUUUUGUACACUCUGGUCUGUAAACAAUAAAGUCAGUGUCCAUCAGAA